AUGGCUUACCUUAUUGAAGAAGUCCUAGGCCUAUAUGCUCGAGUCUACAAGUGGAACCAAAAGUACGACAACAUCGAUGUUUACCCUCCUGUUUCAAGAUCACAAGGCCACUUCAAUUUACGAGUCAAGAGCGAGAUCAAACGAGUCUCUCAAACCAAAGAAGGUUAUAUUACCAAUGCCAAACACGACACGUCUAUAGAACAAAAAGACACCAUCAAAUUCGACUACAAAACCUUACGCGACAAAGACUCCAUGGAAUGUUGGCUUCGUCUCGCAAUUCCAACAACAAAACUCUUCCCCUUGGAAAUUAUUCCAAAGCUAGCCCGAGACAUAUCUAACUACCUCUUCAGUUGCUUUCGAUUCAACAACAUUAACAACCAAACCUCCUCGAAGAAACCCGUGAUCGUCAUCAAUGUACAUGUUUCCAUGUUGAGAAUCGCCUGCAUUCAUUCCAUGCUUUCGGUGCCUACCCAUUCAUCAAACAAAGAAGAUGAAACUGAUGGUGGUGUUGUUAUUAACAACCAAAAAUGUGCAUAUGUUAAUGGGAAUUCGAAUGAGAUAGAGUUUCGUGUGUGUAAAACAGAUGACGAAGAGAUUGUUGUUGGUACGUUAAAUCUAGUUCAGGCUGCGGUGAAGGUGAAGAGAUUUGAUGGCGAUGAAUCGGUAGAUGAUAAUGAUAAGUGUUCGAUUUGUUUGGAGAGGUUUAAGAGAGAUUUUAUAAUUGCUAUGACUCCUUGCUCGCAUGUGUUCCACAGAGACUGUGUGUUCCAGUGGCUGCCAAACACCGGUCAAUGCCCCAUGUGUAGAUCAUCUUGUACUACCGAGAUAUAG
Molecule: messenger RNA, 831 nt
Organism: Camellia sinensis
Lineage: Eukaryota; Viridiplantae; Streptophyta; Magnoliopsida; Ericales; Theaceae
Source: RefSeq, a predicted model, not a curated record